AUGUCGACCACAGUCUCCAGCAAUCCCUUGAGAAACGAUGCCGCUUUCAACAGCGACUCCGAUUCAGACGGACAAGCCCGGGGCGGACGUCGAGCCCUGGCUCAGGUUAACCAGCAGAACCAACAAGUUCUACCUCUACCUCAACUUCCGACAUCCUCGGGUCUUUCCCAGCCUGCUGGUCAAUUGCUCCGUGGUGCUGUAGAUGACGAAGGAAAGCAGAAGGCUGCGGCUUUGCUCGUCGGAAUCAAGCUGGAUCUCGAGGCCGAGGUACACUUGACUGCAAGGGUCCGUGGAGAUAUCUGUAUCGGAUUGUACUAG
Neoarthrinium moseri is the source of this 318-nucleotide messenger RNA. RefSeq lists its product as uncharacterized. The record is from RefSeq and is a predicted model, not a curated record. Bases 1 to 318 code for a protein of 105 amino acids. The transcript is spliced from 3 exons. NCBI's taxonomy places the organism in Eukaryota, Fungi, Ascomycota, Sordariomycetes, Amphisphaeriales, Apiosporaceae.